UUACAAAGGUUGCAGUUUUAGAGAGAGAAGUCGGCGAAGAGAGAGAGAGAGAGAGAGAGAGAGAGAGAGAGAGACGAGGUGAAGGUGUGAGAAUGGCGGCUCCGAGUAUCUUAUCACAAUUGCCACCGCAAAACUUAUCUUAUAAUGCUAAUUAUAAUAGAUAUAAAUUUAAUCACCAUUAUAAUUAUUAUAAUCACAAUUAUAAAGCAGAAAAUUUGCCUUUCUCUGUGGCCUCUUCUCUUUCUACGCAAUCCAAAUUCAAAUCAAACUACUCAUCUUUUAAGCUCUCUCAAAUGCCUGUCCAUUUCUCAAAAUCAGGCGGUGAAUAUUCGUGGAUGCAAGAUAAUUCCAGGCACCAAAGCUCUUCUUCCAUUGAAAAAUGGAAGCAGGGCCGAUUGCAUUUAGCACUUCCCACAACACCUGCUCAAGUUUCAUCAGUGGAAGAUCUUUAUGAAUUCAUCUGCUCCGGUCCUCUCCUAAGCAAAUUGGGUUUGAGCACAGAAAUGAUCGGCGAAUCUAUUGACAAGUGGUUAUCGUAUGGUUUGCGCUUGUGCCGCUUGUUUCAGCUCAAUGAAUUGUAUCUUACAGAUCCCCAAAAAGCAAGGAUUUAUCACUAUUAUGUACCAGUGUUUUUAUGGUGUGAAGAUAAGAUAUCAAAGUAUAGGUCCCAGUUUAAAGAUGGAGAAGAUAUACCUCCUUUAGUGAUUGGUUUUAGUGCACCCCAAGGUUGUGGGAAGACCACGCUUGUCUUUGCUCUUGAUUAUCUAUUCAAAGUUACCGGCAGGAAAUCUGCAACAUUAUCGAUAGAUGAUUUUUAUUGGACAGCAGAGGGUCAGGCCAAAUUGAGAGAAGCAAAUCCAGGAAACGCACUUCUAGAGUUCCGUGGAAAUGCUGGGAGCCAUGAUCUUUCAUUAUCCAUUGAAACCCUGACAGCUCUAAGAAAAUUGACAAAAGAAGGUAUUAAGAUGAAGCUACCUCGAUAUGAUAAAUCUGCAUACAAUGGGAGGGGUGACAGAGCUGAUCCUUCUGAGUGGCCAGAGGUAGAAGGGCCAUUAACAGUGGUUCUGUUCGAAGGUUGGAUGCUUGGUUUUAAACCCAUUCCAAUAGAAGUGGUCAAAGCUGUAGAUCCACAGCUAGAGAUAGUGAAUAAGAAUCUUGAAGCCUAUUAUGAUUCGUGGGACAAGUUUAUCGAUGCAUGGCUUGUCAUCAAGAUUCAAGAUCCCAGUUAUGUCUAUCAGUGGCGUUUGCAGGCAGAGAUUGCCAUGAGAGAGGCAGGCAAACCUGGAAUGACUGAUGAGGAGGUUAAAGAUUUUGUUUCCCGUUACUUGCCUGCAUACAAGGCCUACCUCCCAACUCUAUAUUCCGAGGGACCAAAAGGGUCUGAUCCAGAGAACGUUCUCUUUGUCGAAAUUGAUGAAGGGAGAAAUCCCAUUUUGGCUGGUUAGAUGACUGUAAUCUCAUAUUGAAUCUCUCUCUAAAGGUGCAUUUUUUAUUAUUAUUAUUAUUAUUUCUUUGACCUGAUGUAAUAAUUUUACAUGAGGUUUUUGUAUAAAUCAGUACAAGGAAGGUCAUUUGUAAAUUUUAUCAUGUAAUGUUAACAUAUUUCAAAUGAGCA
This is a messenger RNA of Jatropha curcas, 1615 nucleotides long. RefSeq names its product P-loop containing nucleoside triphosphate hydrolases superfamily protein. The record is from RefSeq and is a predicted model, not a curated record. NCBI's taxonomy places the organism in Eukaryota, Viridiplantae, Streptophyta, Magnoliopsida, Malpighiales, Euphorbiaceae.